AUGUUAAUAUCUCGAUUAUUUGUAUGGAAUUACCUUCUGUUAUGGUUGAUCAUUUUAGAAGGUUCAUAUUCUAAUAAAUUAGCACAUAGAUGCAAACAAAUUAUUAAUAAAUAUAUAAUAAUUGAAAAUAAGCGUAGAGAAGCUUCUUGGUAUAAAACAGCCAUAGAAAAUUUGGAAUUUUAUGAAUCCAAAAUUUCACAAGUAUCUAAAAACUUGGAUAUUAAAGAUGAUUUAUUAGCAAAUGAUCAAAUUAUAAUAAAUCUUUCAACUGCAAUAUCUAAUUUUAAAGUUGAUACAUUGGGGAGUGAAUUCUGGUUUAGUAUGGUAGAUAAAUUACCUUCUUCAUGGCAUGUUUAUGGAGCAAAACCUAAGGAAUUAAAUAUAGUACCUUUUAGAUUUAUGGAAUCUUACUUAAGAUAUUUCACAAUUAGUAAGAUAUGGAGUAUUUGUGUUGAUAUUAAAGAUAAUAUGCCAAAAUCAUUUGAUUAUAUUAAUGAUGGUCCAAUUCCUAACAAUAGAAAUAUGUUAUUAAAAUAUAAUCGAUGUAAUUUUAGUCAAGAUAAUGAAAUUGCGGAUAUGAUUUCUGUAGUUUUACUAAAUAAUACAGCAUUCAGUUCAUUAUAUAAAAAGGAAAUUUGUUCUGCUGUUGAGAAUAUAUCAAGGGAUAUGGAUAUUUUUACAGUAUCUUGUGCUAAUGCCUUAACUAAAAUGAUUUAUUCUAAUUCAGAAAAAGAAAUGAAUGAAGCAAUGGAUAUUUGCUCAGUAGUUAAAGAGGGUCUUAAUUUAAUUUCUAUUUUGAGUCCAGAAGGAAGCUUAUUAGAAUCUUCAUUUGAUUUGAUGACAUUCACUGUUGAUUUUCUGAGUUUAUCAUUUCCUUCAUAUAAGCUAUCUAAUUUUGGAAAGAAAAUGCUUCCAUUUUUAAAAAUUCGUACUCAACGUUUUAUAGAAAGCUGUACAAAUAUUGCAGAAACUUUAUUUAAAACUGGAGGUUUUGAAAGAAAUACAACUAUACCGGGAAAUCAAUUAAAAGAUAUUAGUGAAGAGAUAACACGCCAACGACUUAUUUUAAGAUGUGGGGCUAUUUAUAGAUAUCUUAGAUUAAACAAGCCAAAAGGUAUUAAUCCUCAAAUAUUCAGAAAUGAAAAGUCAGUUAGUCCAUCUACUAUUAAUAAUAUAUUAAAAUCUUCUUCAUUAUUGUUUGAUUCCUGUGAUUUAAAUGGGGAUUUUGAUUCACAUUUGGGUCCUACAAAGGAUAUUGUUGCAGAGAUAUUAUUAAUAAUACUUCCAAGUUUUCCUAUAAAUAAUUUAUAUAAUGGUAGUUUAAAAUAUCCCCUAUGUAAAGUUUCAGAAUAUAUAUUAAAAGAUCUUAGUUCUUAUGAACUUCCUACUCUUUAUACAUGUACCAAUGCUUUUAUUAAAGUAAUUGAAGUACAAGAUAUAGAUUCUAUAUUUGAGGAAAAACUUAUGAAUAUCUGUAAUAUAUUUAUAUAUGUGUUUGGGAAUAUUUGA
Molecule: messenger RNA, 1509 nt
Organism: Cryptosporidium muris RN66
Lineage: Eukaryota; Apicomplexa; Conoidasida; Eucoccidiorida; Cryptosporidiidae
Exons: 2
Coding region: 1-1509 (502 amino acids)
Source: RefSeq, a predicted model, not a curated record